This is a messenger RNA of Clarias gariepinus (North African catfish), 1146 nucleotides long. RefSeq names its product proteasome 20S subunit beta 11b (gene psmb11b). Lineage: Eukaryota; Metazoa; Chordata; Actinopteri; Siluriformes; Clariidae. The coding region runs from base 1 to 1146 and encodes 381 amino acids. Gene Ontology annotation, cellular component: proteasome core complex. The record is from RefSeq and is a predicted model, not a curated record. The transcript has a single exon.
AUGGCUUUACAAGACGUGUGUGAUUUUAUUAACUCCUCUCAUGAACUUCAGUGGAAUGCUUCAUGCUUGUGGUCCAGUUCUCCGGAGAGUACCUUUCACUUAGGUGGCUCCAAAACCAGAUGGCUGCAGGAAAUCGGAAAUUCAAGUCCACUGGAAUUUUAUGUACCGGUGCAUGAAUACCUAACUCGGAGCCCUAUUCGCUUUGGGCAAGUCCAACCUUUCUUUGCCAAAUCACACCACUCACCUAUUCCAUUCUCGGACUCUCCAUCUGCUCCUCUCCCCUUUCCUCUGGGUCAUGGCACAACCACACUGGGAUUCAUCUUCCAAGGUGGUGUGAUUGCUGCAGCAGACUCACGAUCCAGCUGUGCAGGCUUAGUGGCAUGUCCAGCAUCCCAAAAGAUCAUACCUGUCCACUCCCACCUGGUGGGGACCACGUCAGGUACCUCGGCUGACUGUGUCCUCUGGAAGCGCAUCUUAGCAAGGGAGUUGAGGCUUUACCAGCUUCGAAACAGGCGAAGGCUUUCGACGGCAGGUGCCGCCAAGCUGUUAUCCCACAUGCUGCACCCUUUUAAAGGCACUGAGCUGUGUGUGGCUGCUACUUUGUGUGGAUGGGAUGGAGGGGAGAAGGAGAUUAUGCCAUGUCCAAGUGAGAGACAGGUUGAUCAAGGACCUAAGGCAAAAAGUGAAGCCAAGGCUUUUGUAGAGAGCAGCGAUGAUAAAGCAUCAAUAAUCGACAAAGACACCAAAGAAAUGGCCAUCUCUACUUCAAAACACUCAGGUCCAGCCCUUGUUUAUGUGUGCAGUGAUGGUCUGCGUUUGAAGGGUGAGCUCUUCUCGGUGGGCUCAGGUUCCCCCUAUGCUUACUCAAUCCUGGAUCAGAGGUAUCACUUGGGGAUAAGUGUUGAUGAAGCGAUCUCAGUAGCCAGGGAAGCCGUGUACAGGGCCACACACAGGGACGCGUACUCGGGCAACAACGUAGACCUGUAUCACGUCACUGCUAAAGGCUGGACACGGAGGAAGAGAGAGGACCUCAAAGAAGAAUACUACAGAGAGAAGGAGAGAGAGAGGAGAAGAGUUGAAGAUAGAAAGAAGGAGAGAGAAAAAGAAAAAGCAAGGCAAGAUGACCAAGCUGAGUUGAACCAGUAA